AUGUCCGCUCCAUUCGCCAAGUUUCCCUCGUCGGCGAGCAUUUCGCCUAGUCCCUUCACUGUCUCCAUUCCGGAUAAACAAUUGAAUGACCUGAAGACCCUCAUCCGACUGUCCAAGAUUGCUCCUCCCACCUAUGAGAGCCUGCAGUCGGAUGGCCGAUUUGGCAUCACUUCCGAAUGGCUGACAUCUAUGCGAGAGAAAUGGCUCUCGGAGUUUGACUGGCGACCAUUUGAAGCUCGAUUGAACUCUUUCCCUCAGUUUACUACUGAGAUUGAGGGUCUCACGAUUCACUUUGCUGCUCUCUUUUCCGAAAGGGAGGAUGCUGUACCUAUCGCAUUGCUUCAUGGUUGGCCCGGCAGCUUCGUCGAGUUCUACCCAAUCCUGCAGCUAUUCCGGGAGGAGUACAGCCCUGAAACCUUGCCUUUCCAUUUGAUUGUUCCGUCCCUUCCUGGGUAUACUUUCUCAUCUGGCCCCCCGCUGGACAAGAACUUCGGCUUGAUGGACAACGCCCGGGUCGUAGACCAGUUGAUGAAGGAUCUCGGGUUCGGAAGUGGUUAUAUUAUUCAAGGAGGCGAUAUUGGUAGCUUUGUUGGACGGCUAUUGGGCGUAGGUUUCGACGCCUGCAAAGCGGUUCAUUUGAACCUGUGCGCAAUGAGGGCUCCCCCUGAAGGCCCGUCAAUUGAGAGCUUGACGGCGGCGGAGAAAGAGGGAGUCGCGCGAAUGGAGAAAUUCAUGACCGAUGGCCUAGCUUAUGCCAUGGAGCACAGUACUCGGCCCAGUACGAUUGGCCACGUGCUGUCCAGCAGUCCGAUCGCAUUACUUGCAUGGAUUGGUGAGAAAUAUCUCCAAUGGGUGGAUAAACCCCUCCCUUCUGAGACCAUUCUCGAGAUGGUCAGCCUGUAUUGGCUGACGGAAAGUUUCCCACGGGCAAUUCAUACCUACCGCGAGACUACCCCAACUGCCUCCGCUCCCAAUGGAGCGACGAUGCUGCAGAAGGAAUUAUAUAUUCACAAGCCGUUUGGGUUCUCCUACUUCCCCAAGGACCUUUGUCCUGUACCUCGGAGCUGGAUUGCUACAACGGGAAAUCUAGUAUUCUUCCGGGAUCAUGUAGAGGGAGGACACUUUGCCGCAUUGGAGCGUCCACGCGAGCUGAAAGCCGAUCUGACGGCGUUUGUCGAGCAGGUAUGGCAGAAGUAG
This is a messenger RNA of Aspergillus tubingensis, 1197 nucleotides long. Its product is annotated as epoxide hydrolase family protein. The coding region runs from base 1 to 1197 and encodes 398 amino acids. The transcript is spliced from 8 exons. NCBI's taxonomy places the organism in Eukaryota, Fungi, Ascomycota, Eurotiomycetes, Eurotiales, Aspergillaceae. The record is from RefSeq and is a predicted model, not a curated record. Gene Ontology annotation, molecular function: epoxide hydrolase activity. Gene Ontology annotation, biological process: epoxide metabolic process.